UCUAAAGGUUGAGAUUUAUUAAUUUUUUUUCCUAUCUCUCUCUCUUUCUCUCCACGACAGAUCUCAUCUCAUUCUCUUCUUUUUUUUUUUCGAUUCACUCUUCAACUUCUUCAUCUUCUCCUUCACUCUCAUAUCUCUAAUUUCUCCCAUCUCUGUCCCACCACGUCUCCUCCUCGUCUCACCACCACCACGUCUACUCCUCUGCUCAUCACCGGUACUCCCUAUCUCUUUGUCUCUCUCUGUUUCCUCUGUCUCGCUCUCUCUUCUCUGUUUGCUAUCUCUAUCUCUCUCUCUUUAUCUCUUUUUUUGUUCUCUGAGAACACGCCGGAGCUGAGCAUGACGACCUGGACAGAACAAAACGACGCGGAAAUAAGUUGCAAACUUGUGCUCGGGGUUGAAUCCGCGAGGAAGAAGGAGUCAGAGUUCUCGAGUAGGUUUGCAGCGGCUCACGGUGGUGACAUAUUGACGUAGAUGGGAGUGGUGAAGGAAGAUGAAGAAGAUUCAGGUGGUGAAGGAAGAUGAAGAGGCUUAAUGGACGUGGUUGAAAGCGGCUGUGAGUUAGAAAGAUAGGGAUUCUUUUUUUUUUAGGUUUAGUUCUUUUGUUUGGUUUAGUGUAAACAGAGUUAGUGGUUUGACUUUAUUUUUGGUUUCUGGUUUAGUUUUGUAAACCUGAAUAUAUUUGUAAACCAGUUUUAGUUAUAAAUAAAAUUUAUUAUAUUUUAAAUUAUAAAAAAAAUUUGAUUUAGUUUCCAAUUAUUUUAUUUUUAUUUUUAUUAUAAUUAUUUUUUUAUUAUAUAAUGACCUAUCAAUAACACGAAAGUACUGCUAUAGUUAAGUUAAAUAAUAUCAUCCAAAUAUUGCUAUCGUAUCUGUAUAUUUUGUAGCGUUCAAAAAAUGCUAUCAUAAAGGAGUACCUACGAUAGCUGUUGAUAACAUAGCAUUUAUGAAUUCGCUAUGAAACCUCUCCUAUAGCAUAUUUCUCGUGCUAAGAAUAUACAUAUUUCUUGUAGUGUCCCUAACCUACUUGAGUUUGUAACACGUGGAAAAUAAAAUUUCCCUGUACCUCGGCCGAACAGUUUAGUUCAGGCGGUACCAGCAACUGACCACAGAAAAACUAUAAAUAGAGGCAUUUGAGACACAAACUUUCAUUCAUCGAUAAACAUUACUUAUCAGAUCGAAACUUGAGAAUAAAUUUUAGCAAAAAAAAAAAAAGAAAAACUUGAGAAUAAAAAUGGCUAAUUUCUCAGGCUUACACAUUCUCUUCUUCUCCUUCAUCAUAGCUACAGGUGCAAUUUCCGUGGUCUCGGGUACAGUAUUUACCAUAGUGAACCGCUGCAGCUUCCCCGUUUGGCCUGGAAUCCUCACCGGAGACAACGGUGUACAGCUCAACGGUGGCGGAUUCGGCUUAACUCCAGGAGCUUCUAUCGACGUAGUCGCUCCUGCGGGCUGGUCCGGCAGAAUCUGGGGUCGAACCGGCUGCAAUUUCGAUGCUUUUGGCACCGGAAGAUGUCUCACCGGAGACUGUGGUAACAAAUUACAAUGCUCCGGUGCAGGAGGAGUUCCACCGGCUACGCUAGCCGAAUUCACAAUCGGUCAUGGCGGUGCGAUGGACUUCUACGACGUAAGCCUUGUCGAUGGUUACAACGUCCAGAUGGAAAUCAAGACGCAAGGAGGCUCAGGCGAUUGCCAAAACGUGGGAUGCGUUUCAGACCUGAACAAGAUAUGUCCCAACGAGCUAAGCGUUACUAACGGUGGGAAUGUUGCGGCGUGUAAGAGCGCUUGCGAGGCAUUUAAAACACCGCAGUAUUGUUGCACAGGUGCAUUCAAUAAGCCGGAGACUUGUCCGCCCACGGAUUACUCGAGGAUCUUUAAAACAGCUUGCCCCAAGGCGUAUAGCUACGCAUACGAUGAUGCUACAAGCACUUUUACUUGUGCCAAUGCUAAUUACUCCAUCAUUUUCUGUCCUACCAUUUAGUUUCCAUUAUCAUUAUAUCAACGACGAUUGGUAAUUAAUAAUAAUCUGUAAUCGCUGAAAGAAAAUAAAAAAGAUUUGCGGAAUGAGGUAAAUUCCGCAAAUUAUGAUGAAUAAACUAUUAAUGUUUUUUUUACUCAAUAAAAAUCAAAUUUUUCUU
Raphanus sativus (radish) is the source of this 2132-nucleotide messenger RNA. Its product is annotated as pathogenesis-related protein 5-like. The transcript is spliced from 2 exons. NCBI's taxonomy places the organism in Eukaryota, Viridiplantae, Streptophyta, Magnoliopsida, Brassicales, Brassicaceae. The record is from RefSeq and is a predicted model, not a curated record. Gene Ontology annotation, biological process: defense response. Gene Ontology annotation, cellular component: extracellular region. The coding region runs from base 1232 to 1975 and encodes 247 amino acids.